Molecule: messenger RNA, 1529 nt
Organism: Podospora pseudopauciseta
Lineage: Eukaryota; Fungi; Ascomycota; Sordariomycetes; Sordariales; Podosporaceae
Gene: FTR1
Product: high-affinity iron permease
Exons: 3
Coding region: 251-1369 (372 amino acids)
Biological process (GO): iron ion transmembrane transport
Cellular component (GO): high-affinity iron permease complex; plasma membrane
Molecular function (GO): ferrous iron transmembrane transporter activity
Source: RefSeq, a predicted model, not a curated record
CCCGCGUUUGUGCCACCGCAUUUGAUAGCGUGACUGCCUUGUAGUCCAGAUGGUCUGAUAUUAUGGCCCAACUCACCACACCCACUUUCUCGUCUUUGUCUGUUCCCCCCAUUCCUUUCCAUUAUUGUGUGAUCAGACAAUCUCGAUCUGAUAGCCCACCGAGACCGACCUUCUCUCCAACUAUCUUGGCAUACUUGUUGGCCCUCAGUGUACCUCAGACACUUCGGCUUUGAAGCAAAGAGUCGCAAAGAUGGUCGCUCUCUUCUCGAUACCCAUCUUCCUCGUCACUUUCCGGGAGGCCCUCGAGACAGCCAUCAUCGUCUCGAUUCUCCUGGCCUUCAUCAAGAAAACCCUCUACCGAUCCCAUCGCGCAAUCUACAGGCAGCUCGUCCGUCAAGUCUGGCUCGGCACCUCGGCCGGCCUGGUUAUCACUCUCAUCAUCUCUGGCGCCCUCAUCGGAGUGUUUUACUCCCUCGGUGUCGACCAAUGGGGUGCCCGCGAGCUUACUUAUGAAGGCGCCUUCUCUCUCAUCGCCUCUCUCAUCAUCACUGCCGUCGGUUUCGCCUUAUUGAGAAUCGGCAAGAUGCAAGACAAGUGGAAAGCCAAGAUCGAGCAGUCGCUAGGCGAGCAGGCAAGGCAAAGACGAACUAAGAGAGGCACUGUCAUGAUGUGGUUGGAAAAGUAUAGCAUGUUCAUGCUGCCCUUUGUUACCGUGCUCAGGGAGGGGAUUGAGGCGGUGGUUUUCAUUGCGGGAGUUAGCUUCUCUGCACCUGUUACGUCGGUGCCGAUUGCUGUGAUUAUUGGACUGAUGGUUGGUGCAGGAGUUGGCUUGGCCAUGUACAAGGGUGGUUCACAUACCAAAAUGAAGCUGUUCCUCGUCAUCUCGACUUGUUUUCUCUACCUGGUCGCAGCCGGUCUCUUCUCAAGGGCUGUCUGGGCCUUUGAACAACAAAUUUGGCAAGACAUGGUGGGCGGUGGUGAUAUUGCCGAGCUAGGCUCAGGUCCGGGAACUUAUGAUAUUGACAAGUCCGUUUGGCACGUCGAUUGUUGCAGCCCCUUUGUGAACGGCGGAUCAGGUUGGGGAUUCCUCAACGCUGUUCUAGGCUGGAAUAACUCGGCGACGUACGGCUCGGUCAUAUCAUACAAUGUCUACUGGAUUGUAGUCAUUACCAUCUUCAUGAUCCUGAGGUACAAGGAGGUAAAGGGACACUGGCCUUUCUCCAAGAAGCCAACACCGACAGAGGAACACAUUGGACACAGGGAGGAGAGCAUCAAGACAGCCAUUAGGCCUGGCAGUGACAUCCUCUGCGUUGAGGGAAAUGCGGCUCCGUAUGUGAAGAUUGAAGACAAUAUUUCAAGGAUGGUUUGAACCUUUGCUGGAGAUUUCUGAAGGCUUUGAUGGUUGUCUGGGCCUCACUGAGAGAGUUGAUGGAGGUUAGGGUAAUGGCCGACAUUUGUAUCAUAGGUACUGCCGCUGUAUGGUAGUUUAGUCAAUUUGAAACAUACAAAUGGAUGAUAUCAAUAAGGCG